Cornus florida is the source of this 4163-nucleotide messenger RNA. RefSeq names its product ABC transporter B family member 15-like. Gene Ontology annotation, cellular component: membrane. The record is from RefSeq and is a predicted model, not a curated record. Gene Ontology annotation, biological process: transmembrane transport. NCBI's taxonomy places the organism in Eukaryota, Viridiplantae, Streptophyta, Magnoliopsida, Cornales, Cornaceae. The coding region runs from base 195 to 3929 and encodes 1244 amino acids. Gene Ontology annotation, molecular function: ATP hydrolysis activity; ABC-type transporter activity; ATP binding. The transcript has 7 exons.
AUGCUACUUAUAGACUAACCACCCAAAAUAACUAGUAUAUAUAUGUGACUUCUCUGUAUUCCUCUAACUGAAACAAUUUUGGAAGCAACCAACAAUUGAAUAACACACCAUCAUAUAUCAGAGAGUUUUUAUAAUUUUAUGGUUUUUUUUUGUUAAUCAUUUGAGAGAGAGAGAGAGAGACAACAAAAUUAAGCAUGUCUAUGGACAAGAAGAAAAAUGGUUCAUUUCGAUCCAUUUUCAUGCAAGCGGACGGUGCUGAUUUGUUAUUGAUGACUCUCGGCUUCAUCGGAGCCGUCGGUGACGGUGUUUCCAUGCCGGUCGUAUUGUUUGUCACUAGCAAGCUCAUGAACAAUCUUGGCGGCGCUUCCUCCUCCGCCGCCGAUGUUCUCACUCAUAACAUCAACAAGAACGCAGUGGCUCUAUGUUAUGUGGCUUGCGGGCAAUGGGUUGCUUGUUUCCUUGAGGGAUAUUGUUGGGCAAGAACAGGAGAGAGACAAGCUUCAAGAAUGAGAGCAACGUAUCUGAAAGCAGUGCUAAGACAAGAUGUGGGUUACUUUGAUUUGCACGUGACAAGCACGGCCGAAGUCGUCACAAGCGUCUCAAGCGAUAGUCUAGUAAUUCAAGAUGUUAUCAGUGAAAAGGUACCAGUUUUCUUGAUGAACUUUUCAACAUUCGCCGGGGCCUAUAUUGUGGCAUUCUUAAUGCUAUGGAGACUAGCAAUUGUGGGAUUUCCUUUCGUUGUACUUUUAGUCAUCCCAGGUCUUAUGUAUGGAAGAGCUCUGAUGGGGUUGGCGAGGAAAAUAAGGGACGAGUACACAAAGGCUAAUACUAUAGCAGAGCAAGCCAUCUCUUCGAUCCGAACGGUUUAUUCGUUUGUCGGAGAGAACAAAACCAUUAAUGAAUUCUCAGCAGCUCUUCAAGGGACUGUGAAUUUGGGACUCAAGCAAGGGCUGGCUAAAGGCUUGGCCAUUGGCAGCAACGGCGUCGUGUUCGCGAUUUGGUCGUUCAUGUCUUAUUAUGGUAGCAGAAUGGUGAUGUACCAUGAUGCUCGUGGAGGCACUGUUUUUGCUGUUGGUGCCGCAAUUGCCAUCGGUGGAUUGUCAUUGGGUUCUGGUUUAUCCAACUUGAAGUACUUUUCAGAAGCGACAGCAGCUGGAGAGAGAAUAAUGGAGGUGAUAAAAAGAGUGCCCAAGAUCGAUUCCGACAGCACGGAAGGCCAGAUCCUAGAGGCAGUCUCAGGGGAGGUGGAAUUCAGGCACGUCGAAUUCGCGUACCCGUCCCGACCCGAAUCCACCAUCUUCAGGGACUUCAACCUGAGAGUCCCGGCGGGAAAGACGGUGGCAUUGGUGGGAGGGAGUGGGUCCGGGAAGUCGACAGUGAUAUCGCUGUUGCAGAGGUUCUAUGACCCACUUGGUGGUGAGAUUCUUGUGGACGGGGUGGGGAUAGAUAAGCUACAGCUCAAGUGGGUGAGGUCACAGAUGGGGCUGGUGAGCCAAGAGCCAGCUCUGUUUGCCACCACCAUUAAAGAGAACAUACUUUUUGGGAAGGAAGAUGCUGGCAUGGAAGAGGUGAUCGAGGCUGCAAAAGCUUCUAAUGCUCAUAACUUCAUCUCUGAGUUGCCUCAGGGAUAUGAUACUCAGGUGGGUGAAAGAGGAGUUCAAAUGUCUGGAGGCCAAAAACAGAGGAUCGCCAUCGCACGAGCCAUCAUCAAGGCACCCCGCAUCCUCCUACUCGACGAGGCCACCAGCGCCUUGGACUCGGAAUCGGAGCGAAUCGUCCAAGAAGCGCUGGACAACGCCGCCGUCGGCCGCACCACCCUCAUCAUCGCCCACCGCCUCUCCACUAUCAGAAACGCCGAUCUCAUUGCCGUCGUCCAGAACGGCCAGGUCAUGGAGACCGGGUCCCACCACCACCUCAUCCAACACCAAAACGGCCUCUACGCCACCCUCGUCCGCCUCCAACAAUCCAACAAAGACGACGACGUCCCAUGCACACCAACAACAUCCUCCAUCACAAACACUGAUACCGUAAACAACACGAGCAGUCGUAGACUGUCAAUGGUCAGCCGCUCCAGCUCAGCUAACUCUGCUAGCGCGUCGGGCAUAGCUGGAGGAGGAAAGAAUACUUCUAUUACUAAUACAGUUACUGAAGAUCAAGUUUUUCCGGUACCAUCAUUUCGGAGACUUUUAGCUAUGAAUUUACCGGAGUGGAGAGAAGCGAGUUUGGGGUGUGUGAGUGCGGUUCUGUUCGGUGCAGUUCAGCCGGUUUAUGCAUUCGCCAUGGGGUCAAUGAUUUCGGUCUAUUUCUUGCCGGAUCAUGGUGAGAUAAAGUCCAAGACGAGGAUAUAUUCACUGUGUUUUCUAGGGUUGGCUGUGUUUUCGCUUGUGAUCAAUAUAUGUCAGCACUAUAACUUUGCGGCCAUGGGAGAGUACUUGACCAAGAGGAUUAGAGAGAGAAUGCUGUCCAAAAUACUCACUUUUGAGAUUGGGUGGUUCGACCAGGAUGAGAAUGCCAGUGGUGCUAUUUGCUCUAGACUUGCCAAAGAUGCCAAUGUGGUGAGAUCUUUGGUGGGCGAUCGAAUUGCCCUCAUAAUCCAGACCGUCUCAGCAGUAACAGUUGCUUGCACAAUGGGCCUGGUCAUUGCAUGGAAGCUCGCAAUCGUCAUGAUAGCGGUCCAACCUCUCAUUAUCAUAUGCUACUAUUGCAAGCGCGUCCUGCUCAAGAACAUGUCCCAAAAGGCCAUUAAGGCCCAAGAUGAAAGCAGCAAACUCGCUGCUGAGGCUGUGUCCAAUCUCCGGACCGUCACUGCCUUCUCUUCCCAGGCCCGUAUCCUCAAAAUGCUCGAAAAAGCCCAAGAAGGCCCACGCCGCGAAAGUAUCCGCCAGUCAUGGUUCGCGGGUAUCGGGUUAGGGACCUCCCAGAGCCUUAUGUCAUGCACUUGGGCUCUCGACUUUUGGUACGGCGGCAAACUCAUUUCCGACGGUUACAUUGGCGCCAAAGCCCUCUUUGAGACAUUCAUGAUCUUAGUGAGCACCGGUCGUGUCAUUGCCGACGCCGGUACCAUGACCAACGACCUCGCCAAAGGCUCCGAUGCAGUCGGGUCAGUUUUUGCUGUAUUGGAUCGGUAUACUCGGAUUGAACCCGAAGACCCAGAUGGUCGCAAGCCCGAAAAGAUCACUGGCCACGUGGAGCUUCGUGACGUGGACUUUGCAUACCCAGCUAGGCCUGAUGUGAUGAUCUUUAGAGGCUUUUCAAUCAAAAUCGAAGCGGGAAAAUCAACGGCGUUGGUUGGACAAAGUGGGUCCGGAAAAUCAACCAUCAUUGGAUUGAUUGAAAGAUUUUACGACCCACUUUCUGGGGCAGUUAAAAUUGACGGUUCUGAUAUAAGAUCAUACGAUCUAAGAUCACUAAGGAAACACAUUGCACUUGUUAGCCAAGAGCCCACAUUAUUUGCUGGUUCAAUACGUGAGAACAUCAUAUAUGGAGCGUCUGAUAAGACUGAUGAAUCAGAGAUCAUCGAGGCGGCGAGAGCAGCAAACGCUCACGAUUUCAUCGCGGGUUUAAAAGACGGAUAUGAUACGUGGUGCGGGGACAGAGGAGUACAGCUCUCUGGGGGCCAGAAGCAACGUAUUGCAAUAGCCCGUGCCAUACUGAAAAACCCAGCCGUGUUGUUGCUUGAUGAGGCCACGAGUGCACUUGACAGCCAAUCAGAGAAGAUUGUGCAAGACGCGCUUGAGCGCGUGAUGGUGGGGAGGACUAGUGUGGUUGUCGCUCACAGGUUAAGUACAAUACAGAAUUGUGAUAUGAUUGCUGUGCUGGACAAAGGGAGGGUUGUGGAGAGAGGGACCCACUCUUCUCUCAUAGCUAAGGGACCCACUGGAGCUUACUACUCUUUGGUCAGCCUUCAGAGAACACCCAACACCAAUUAGGGCCCACACAGUCAACUAAAGGUCGUCAUUAUAAGUUGGCUUAUUAGGGUUUUGGUGGCCACAUGAUCUCAGUUAGUUCUGAAGGCCUAACAAAUUCAAAAACUACCGAACACAACCAAUAUGUGAGCCAGAAAAAUUUGUGAGAGCUUCGAACUUUAAUUGUAAUAUAUUUUACUAUAUGUAAAUAGGAUCAUUACUUGAUGAGCUAAUAAAAAGGUGUCACGGUUUUAAGUA